AUGUCCGGGGACGCCAUCGGGGCCGCAAGCCACGGCUUGGGGCACGGCUGGAUCCCUAGGGACGUCACCAGAGCCGCUGACGGUGCCAGGCGGACGUUUCACGUAGGUCACAUCGGCGUGGCCAACGUCGGGGACUCCGGCCUCAGGCAGAUUCGCAGGGAGCCAGGCGGCGGCGCCCGGGUGGUGGCUCGCACGCGCGAGCAGCAGCACUGCUUCAACUGCCCGUUCCAGCUGUCCAGCCUGCCCUCGGAGGCAGGGGGCGGGGCUGGCCGCCGCCGCGCCCGCCCGGAGGCCGUGCAGGCGGGCAUCCUGCUGCAGGACCCGCCCUCGGCAGCGGAGCUGUACAGCUUCUCCGCGGAGGAGGGUGACCUGAUAGUGCUCGCCACCGACGGGCUCUACGACAACCUGUGGGACAGCGAGCUGUGCGAGCUGGCCGCGCUCGCCGCCUCGCCGCUCGAGGCGCAGCAGGCCUACUGCGAGGCCCGCGCCGCGCUGCGCGGCCCAGCGCCGUCGACAGACCCUGGGAAGCUCGCGGCCGCGAUCGCCCACGCCGCGUUCUACCGCGCGCGGGAUCCGGCGGCGAGCACGCCCUUCCAGGAGCACGCUCGCGAGCACGGCCUUGUGCACGCUGGUGGCAAGAUGGACGACAUCACGGUCGUCUGUGCCUGGGUUGUGCGUUCGAGGCCGCCCUCCGGCACCGGGCCGGCGGCCGAGGGCGCGGCGGGGCCUUGA
Prorocentrum cordatum is the source of this 732-nucleotide messenger RNA. NCBI's taxonomy places the organism in Eukaryota, Dinophyceae, Prorocentrales, Prorocentraceae. The record is from the annotation of a GenBank genome assembly.